ACGCUUUUCCUUCAGGAAAGACCGUGAUUUGAAGUGGACUGCACGAAGUCAGCUGAUGGAGGCCAUCAAUAUUUACGUCAUACUGCGUUGACACUAAACGUUUUAUAAUUUUUGGUCACCAUUCUUCCUUUUAUUUACCGAAGAGAAACCUACGCGGCCAAGAAGUCAAGCUCCCUCGCAUUCAAGCCACACUCUCCUUUCAAACACACCUGUGCUCUCCUGAUUGUAACGUUGGAGUUUACAAAUAUUUUGUCCAACAUUACGAGGGGGACGAGGUGAGUUGGUCCUGCUUUGGUUCGCACUCACAAAUGUGUAUUAGAGGCGAGUUGUAAGGCACGACACGGCCGAGGACGCACCGUUCCUUCGCCAAUCCCCAACCAAACGCACUUGCUUUGAUUGAGGAUCCGAAGUGAUCAGAAGUGAAAUGCGCACUGCUGGCUCCCUGGACGAUGGGGUGGACACCCUUGGAGGCGGGGGAGGAUCUCCCAGAGCCAGGAGGACCUCCCCCGCAACUGCUCAGCAAAGGCUGCUCUCCCAUCAGGGAGUUUUAGAAAUGGCUGCCAGCGAAAGUGGUGUUGGAUUUAGUGGACACACCUUGGACAAGGCGACCAAGGCAAAAGUGACCCUUGAAAAUUAUUACAGCAACCUGAUUGCUCAACACAUUGAAAGAAAGAAAAGGUUAGCCAAACUUGAAGAAUCGUUAAAAGAUGAUGCGCUCUCGGAACAACAGAGGCAAGAAAAGAGGCAGCAGCACGCCCAGAAAGAAACGGAAUUCCUGCGUCUGAAGAGAUCACGGUUGGGCGUCGAAGACUUUGAGGCGCUGAAGGUCAUCGGCAGGGGUGCCUUUGGCGAGGUGCGGCUCGUGCAGAAAAAGGACACUGGCCAUGUUUACGCAAUGAAGAUUUUACGGAAGGCAGACAUGCUUGAAAAGGAGCAAGUGGCGCACGUCCGAGCCGAGAGAGAUGUCCUGGUGGAAGCAGACCAUCAGUGGGUUGUGAAAAUGUACUACAGCUUUCAAGAUCCGGUCAACUUGUACCUUAUCAUGGAAUUCUUGCCGGGAGGUGACAUGAUGACCUUGCUAAUGAAGAAAGACACCCUUUCGGAGGAGUGCACUCAAUUUUACAUUGCAGAGACUGCACUUGCUAUCGACUCCAUCCAUAAGUUAGGCUUCAUUCACAGGGACAUCAAACCUGACAACCUUUUGCUGGACGCCCGUGGUCACAUUAAGUUAUCCGAUUUUGGAUUGUGCACUGGCUUGAAAAAGUCUCACUGCACAGAUUUCUACAGAGAUCUGAGCCAAGCAAAGCCUUCCGAUUUCAAUUUCCUUGGAUCUGCAACCUCAAGUCCAAUGGACAGUAAGCGGCGAGCGGAAAGUUGGAAGAAAAAUAGACGUGCUUUGGCUUACUCAACAGUUGGAACCCCGGAUUACAUCGCACCUGAGGUUUUCCUCCAGACAGGUUACGGGCAGGCUUGUGAUUGGUGGAGUCUGGGUGUCAUCAUGUAUGAAAUGCUUAUCGGGUACCCUCCUUUCUGCAGCGAAAACCCUCAAGAAACUUACCGUAAAGUGAUGAAUUGGAGGGACACACUUGUUUUCCCUCCGGAGGUACCUAUCUCGGAAGAAGCCAAGGAUACUAUUUUACGAUUUUGCUGUGAGGCUGAACGGCGACUGGGGUCGGUUCGAGGGGCUGAAGAAUUGAAAUCGGCGCCAUUCUUCCGUGGGGUUGAUUGGGAGCAUAUCAGAGAGCGUCCGGCGGCCAUUGCUGUUGAGGUGCGCUCCAUCGACGACACAUCCAACUUCGAUGACUUCCCCGACGUCAAGCUUGAAAUCCCUGCUGCUCCGACUAUUCCAGAGGGUGAGGCUAACUACAAAGACUGGGUCUUCAUCAACUACACUUUUAAGAGGUUCGAGGGACUCACGCAAAGAGGCACUCCAACGAAAAAAUGACCCGCGGCCAACCCGGCCAGCGCCUCUCCUGCUUCUAGCUGCACUCACCCGUUGGCACAACCGCACGCUCCUAUCUAAAAAAUAUUCGCGAUUUUUCCGCGAACUGAUUACUGCGGCCCGACCGCCUCUUCCACUGAAAUGUGUUAGUCCUUGUCCGCUGUUAACUUAGUUUGCCAUCCUGAACAAAUAGCUUUUAAUGUUUUUUAAACAGAAAUUUCUUCCAUAUUUUCGGGCACAAGGCGUGGAUAUUUUUUUAUUAUUAUUGUAAUAUUGAUUUUGUUUCAACAUCUGUGUAGAAAACUCGUUUUUAUUUAUUUCCUUAGUGCAUGUAUGAUUUCAUUUCCACGGCCUUGCUAUCCGUUAAAAUUGGAUGUUCCCAAACAGAAACGAGGGUUUGCCCAUCUAUUGCCAUUUUAGUACAUAGAAUCUGCUGAUAAACUUAAUCAAGCUGUAAGAUUAUCACUUUUAAUCUCAGAUUUGUUGGCUGAUGCUACUUUUAUAGAAGGAAUCAAGAAUCAAGUAAUCAAAUUUGCAAAAGAAAAAAAUAUAUAUUCUCGAUUGCGUGUUUUGCAAGUGUGUGGGUUUUGUGACUAAAGAAGCAAAGUAGUACAAUGGAUUAGAGAAGAUGCUUGAUCUGCAGCCUCCUAGUUUCUUGUUAUAAUUGACUUACUUUCAGCUUAUUUAUUGAAAUAAUUAAUUCUAUAAAUUGUUGAUUUUUUGGGCUAGGUGUCUCUGAUUAGUGAACCUUGAGCAAAGUGCAAUUACUGAGAAACAUUACUAAUUAUUUUUGUGUGCGCAAUGGAUCUACUUGCAUUACAGAUCCACCCUCAUUUCAUGUUGAUUAAUUUAUUUAAAAAAAUCUUUCUAGCUGCUUUCGCAAAGCAAAAGAGCAGAGUUUUCCUCAUAGGGAGCAAUUUUUUGUAAUUUAAUUUCUAAGCAAGCAUAUCUUGAAGCUUUUGAUAGUUAUAGGUAGUUUCUUUCUGUAAAUGUUACCAGUCAUUUUGUUCUUCUGUAUGAAAGCUGAUCACAGUAGUAACAGGCCUUGUUAUUUAAGCUUACUUAAAACAUUAAUGAUACAGUGCUUUCACAUUAUCUUUGUGUUUUGCAUAUUUGAUGUUAACAUUUUGUUUCAUGAAUAGGAAAUUUUAAAAUGAAUGUGGGUACGAGGGAUUUGCCAAUUUUAUUUGCAACAAAUUGUAAUCACGCUUUUAAAGAAAUAUAUUGUAAAAUAGAAUUAGCAUUGGCAAUUUCCUUUUUAUGGUAUCAAAGAGUGGUAGCACGUUUUAUUGCAAAGAUUGAAUUGUCUUAUCAGUCGUUAAAACGAAUGGAACUAAUUUGAAGCAAAUUUUGUCAGACUACGGAAACUUUUUAUAUCAUUGAAGGAACAGUGUAAGGUGCAAAAAACUUAUUUUCAAUACCUAAGCAAGCGCUUUUCUAACCGACUUCUGUCUGUAAAAAGUUUUUCAAGCUGGCUUGCUUUUAACAAAAAAUUUUGGUUGAAAAGAAAAAUUGAUGUUCUUUUUGAACAGCAGACUAAAAAAGCCUGUUCUAAAAUAUCAAAACAAAAUGUGGGCAAUCCAGGCAGCUAUUGAUUGUGUUAGUUACUUUUUAGACUUUGGCUGGAUCAACGAACAGCCAGAGAGUACUUGUUAUAUAAUUGUAUUUAAAAAAUCGUCUACUUCGAAUAUAUCAACCACUGAGUAUCACUAUAUUAAUUUUAACGUUAGUUUUUGUUUCUGAAGAAAGUGAUGCAAUAAAAUGUAUGGAAUAAAAA
Molecule: messenger RNA, 3719 nt
Organism: Neocloeon triangulifer
Lineage: Eukaryota; Metazoa; Arthropoda; Insecta; Ephemeroptera; Baetidae
Gene: trc
Product: serine/threonine-protein kinase tricornered
Exons: 9
Coding region: 425-1945 (506 amino acids)
Biological process (GO): intracellular signal transduction; peptidyl-serine phosphorylation
Molecular function (GO): protein serine/threonine kinase activity; ATP binding
Source: RefSeq, a predicted model, not a curated record